Aphanomyces invadans is the source of this 558-nucleotide messenger RNA. RefSeq lists its product as hypothetical. The transcript is spliced from 2 exons. The coding region runs from base 24 to 464 and encodes 146 amino acids. The record is from RefSeq and is a predicted model, not a curated record. Lineage: Eukaryota; Oomycota; Saprolegniomycetes; Saprolegniales; Verrucalvaceae.
GAUUUUCCCAUUUGAGGAAGCAGAUGACGCAGCCUCCGCGCCUGCCGUUCUUCGUCUACGGCACACUCAUGAGAGGCUUCCGCAACUACGACAAGCACGUUGGCAGUUAUGCGUCUCUCCGAUUCGUGGCAGAGCGCGGGUCUGUAGCGAAUGCGUCGCUUGUCCACUUUGCAGCGGGCUAUCCCGGCAUGUACGAUGGAGGCUGCGGAAUCGUAUAUGGCCAAGUCGUGACGGCGGACGACCCUCAAGAGUACGACGCGCUAUUUCAAGGACUUGAUGCCCUCGAAGACUACUACGGCCCAGGCCAUCCGUCCAACGAAUACAACCGCGUCCAAGUCGACGUGGAUUGCGGCACCGAGCGCAUCCGUGCAUGGACUUACUAUUGCGUGAUCCCACUAGAAAGAGCUGUGGACACUGUGCCAAGUGGCGACUGGCGGCAAUACAUGGUGGAUCGCACGCCUUGAAUCAAUGCAUCGUGUGUUCAACGAGCUGAUGCCGCUUUGGCAGCUACUUUAAGUUGGGCUUUCUUUUCGCGAAUUUGAACCAACUCUAUGGCAA